This is a messenger RNA of Adineta steineri, 465 nucleotides long. NCBI's taxonomy places the organism in Eukaryota, Metazoa, Rotifera, Eurotatoria, Adinetida, Adinetidae. The record is from the annotation of a GenBank genome assembly.
AUGCCUAAUCUCAUACUCUCCGUUCAGGAAUGUAUAUCUGAACAUCCAACACCAUAUUGGAUUUCAAUUUACACUUUUAUUAUUCUUAUUAUCCUACCAACGAUUCUCAAUAUUAUUUUCAAUUCAUUGAUAUUUAUUUUAGUACGUUCGUCGACUCGUCGUGUACGUGCUCUAGCAAUAACCAGGACUUCUAUUGUCAAUUCAAAUUAUAGUGCUCGAGAUAUUCAUCUACUUAAACAUAUACUUUUCAUAUCAGUGGUGUUUUUAUUGGGUUAUGUACCUAUUUAUACUAUUCGAAUGCUUUACUUAGAUGCAGAUGUGAUCUUCUGGGCUUCGCAACUCAUACAAUUUCUUCCUGUACUAAGUGGACUUAUCAUUAUAGUAGAUUUGUUCUGGUACAAUCGUGAUCUUACACAAUAUAUAAAAGACAGCAUUUUCAAAUGUUUGCGUUUAAAUCCAAAUUAA